Messenger RNA from Juglans regia (Persian walnut), 1933 nucleotides. Its product is annotated as putative oxidoreductase TDA3. Gene Ontology annotation, cellular component: cytoplasm. The coding region runs from base 69 to 1337 and encodes 422 amino acids. The transcript is spliced from 2 exons. Gene Ontology annotation, molecular function: oxidoreductase activity. The record is from RefSeq and is a predicted model, not a curated record. Lineage: Eukaryota; Viridiplantae; Streptophyta; Magnoliopsida; Fagales; Juglandaceae.
UUUGCCUAAAAGCUCCGGUAAAUAAUCCCACGUGUCAGUCCUCCGAUGAAGAACUGUGGCAAAUAGAUAUGGCGGUGGUGAUAUCAUCACCGCCUUCGUCGCUCUCCCCAUUUCUCCUGCAAGUCCGCAACUCUAGAACCUUCGUUUGCACCUCGAUCAGAUCAUCGUCAUCAUCUUCGUCACCCAUGGACGAACAUCCAAGGCGCGUGGUGGUUUGUGGCGGUGGAGUCAUCGGCGUUUGCACAGCUUAUUUCUUAGCCAAGAAGGGUGCGUGCGUCACACUCGUCGAGAAGUCCUCCGUGGCCUGCGCAGCCUCCGGGAAAGCCGGUGGUUUCCUCGCGCUCGACUGGUGCGACGGUGGGCCCGUUUCUGCCCUGGCCCGGGCCAGCUUCGAUCUCCACCGUUCGCUUGCCCAGGAACUCGAUGGGCCACAGUCCUACGGCUACAGACCCCUCACCACUCUCAGUCUCUCCAUUACCGAAUCGCCGGACCCUCCAUCAGGUUCCAAACCCUCCGGUAACUCCAAUAUCGUUCCAGGUUGGGUCGAUGGGCGAAUUCGGAGCUCCAAAACUAUCGGAACCCUCGCAACCACGGCGCAAGUUCACCCCCAGCUCUUUACUCGGACCCUGAUUACCAAAGCUGUGGAGAGUUACGGCGUGGAGGUGGUGAUCGGGAAAUUGGAGAGCGUGGAGGUGGAGGGAGGCCGAGUCAGAUCGGUCGUGCUCGAAGGUGGCCGGGUGAUUGACUCGGAUGCUGUGGUAUUGGCACUUGGACCUUGGUCUUGUAAAUUGGAACUUUUGUCGUCGCUGUUUAGAGUGUACGGUCUCAAAGCUCAUAGCAUUGUGUUGGAGCCGAAAGAGACCGAUGCUAUAACCCCGCAUGCGCUUUUCCUCAGCUACUAUCCGUCUCAAGGGGGAAAACCCUUGGACCCCGAAGUGUACCCUCGUCCCACAGGGGAGGUGUACGUAUGUGGGAUGUCGGCGGAGGCAGAGGUGCCAGAUGAUCCGGAGCAGAUCGCCGGUAACCCGGAAUCGAUACAGGUGCUUAAGAGGGUGGCUAGGACGGUGUCAAGCCAUUUGGGUGAAGGAGAGGCGCAAGUGAAGGCAGAGCAAGCGUGUUUCUUGCCUUGUACCGAUGAUGGUGUGCCUGUGAUCGGGGAGGUUCCUGGAAUUCAGAAGUGUUAUGUGGCAACUGGGCAUAGUUGCUGGGGUAUUUUGAACGGCCCAGCCACUGGGGCUGCCCUGGCCGAGCUUGUGUUGGAUGGGCAUGCUAGCAUUGUUGAUCUUUCUGGGUUUAGUCCUGCUAGAUUUGUUGGGAGUAAGAAAGCUUUGGUUUAAUUUAUUGGUACGUACGAAGAUCAGGACUUUAUGGACGAUGCUGUUGUAGUAAUUGUUGCCAAAUAAAAGCUUAAGAUUUUGUUUCUACGGUUCUACCAAAUGGUGCUACAACUGUGGGUAGCUAUUCAAAAUUGGGUUAUGUUAAAUUUGGAAGAAUGUUGGUAUGGAUAUCCCUCUACUAAAUGCUCAUUUACCGUCCUAAGCCCAUAACGCCUUGAUUGCUUAACCAACAAAGGUCAGUUUGUUCGCAUUCAGCUCUGUUGGGCCUCAUUAUUUAGAUAGCAUAAGGCUAAAUUCGAGGUUGGCCCUCGGAGACCAUGACAAGGGAGCCGAAUGCAGUUUGAUUGACCCAAAGACAAGACAAGUUUGUUUGGGUCUUGGUGCAGACACUUAGCCAGGAACAUGGACUCGUGCACCCAUGUGGCCGUAUGUAUCACAAGAAUAGCCUUUAGGGCAGUACCAUUAAUUCAGAGCCUUUUGAGUCUUUGACACAAAACGUCAAUGAAUGUGACAUUUUUCUUGUACAUAGAAGUUAGAACGCACAUUUUAGUGCUGCUAAAAAGUCUUUCUCAAAGUACAAUGAGCUUUUUACUACU